UGGCUGACGGGGAUAAUCGGUCAACAAGAGGACCGGAGAGAGGCAGGAGGGCAUAGGGGCAGCAUGUUUACAGCUACUUACACUCAUAAUUAGCCUUUAGCUGUUGUAAACUACUUACUCGAUUUAUUUAUUUAUUUAUUUAUCUUCCUCCGGAGACACGAAGCUGGUUUCAAGGCUGAAAAUGUUGUUGUGCCGCUCAGGGAGGCAGCGGCUGGCUGCAGCGGCUCUGGAUCAGGCUUUCAAGUCAACUGGCUCGCCUCUUGUGCAAGUUAAAGCAAACAGACUGAGAGACGUGACUUUGACAUUACGCAGAGACAACACGUUUCAGCGACACCGGUGUUUCUGCGUGUCCGUCUGGGGCGUCGAUUCAACUCUUGUGCAACUGGGGAAGCAAUCGGACCCGCAACACGUCCAGAACUCAGACUGGUCGGCUGGUUUUGUAAGCACGGACUGGAGACACUUGGACCAGGUGGCUGCUAUAGCUGAGAGUCUCUCCCAAAGCGUGCAAAGUGACGGCGGCAAUUCACACAGUAUCAGGCGGCCGCUUGUUCACGUGAACAGGCGCUACGGCAAGGGAGGAGAGUCGGUGGGCAGUGUUUUGUUCACAGGUAAUGUUAGCUGGGGGGUUUUCAAUCGAUGCUGCUCCACCAGGACCAUGCAGACCAGAUCCUCCUCCACCGCCACGAAGAAGAGCGACGCCAGCGAGGGACAGGCGGCUGACAACAACAAAAGGGAGGAGCAGAAUUUAAAGGAGGCCUCUACUACAUCUUUAUCCGCCACAAAGGCCCCAGAGGAGCCAGAUGGAGGAAAACCCAACAAGACCCAGCAACUAAAGAAAGUCUUCAAGGAGUAUGGAGCUGUGGGAGUUUCAUUUCACAUCGGGAUCUCACUCAUGUCUUUAGGAAUGUUCUACCUCCUUAUAUCCAGUGGGAUCGAUAUGACGGCCUUGCUGUGCAAACUGGGCUUCAGCGAAGCAGUCGUUCGGUCUAAAAUGGCAGCAGGGACGAGCACAUUCGUCUUGGCUUACGCCAUCCACAAGCUCUUCGCUCCGGUUCGCAUCAGCAUCACUCUGGUGUCGGUGCCUCUCAUCGUGCGUUACUUCAGAAAGACUGGUCUCUUUAAACCGCCCACACCUGCCCCCUGAUGACCCUCUACUCCUCUGCUUCCUCAUUAAGCAACAAACAUCCUGACUGUUAUUGGCCAUAAUUAAACCGCCUGUAUAUAUUCUUACUCAUUUGCCUUCAUCUUGAAAUGCGUAAUCUUUCCUCAGCUGUUGUUGUAUAGGCAGGUGAAGAAUUUCCUAUAUUUGUCCCAGUUGCAACAGAAUGAAAAUUUAAAUUGUGUUACUGUAGGAUUAAAAGUGUGAAACAGCGCUCCACAAAAUAAGUGUAUAUAAAUUCAUGCCUUAAUGUGUACAUUCCAAAAACAAAGCUGGGUUUGUUUGUCAAUACUUAUUUACAAUCAAAAGUAUGAUCAGGGAUUAUAAGUUUUAUUUCUGUGCUCUUUCAGUAGGCAGAUUUCUCUCAAUGCUGUGAAGGUUCCCCGUGGGGGAAGAAGUGGAAAAAGCUGAUCUCUCCUCCAUUGUUCCCUGUUAGCUGACUAGGCCAUGUUCUGGUGUUAUAUGAAUCAGCAGAAUAAUUCAGGUUCCCUCUGUCUCCUACUCCUCCUUGCAUCCUUUCUCUCCUUACUUAGCUCAGGCUCUCUCUACGGUCUGUUUUUAUUUUCUGCUGUAUAGCUUCCCUCCUAUAUUUCUUCUAAGCAUCUCUCCUGGAAUCCAUUUUCUUCCCCUUAUAUCCCUUUGCUUUACCAUCCUUUUUUCUAUCCUCCUUGUUAUUUAAUUUAGCAAAUGCCAACGUCCAAGCAGUAAUUUCAAGAACAUUAAUCUCAAAUUAGUGAAGCUGAUUAUAGUUCAUUGCAAGCUUUGAAGAAUGUAGGUUUGUGAGUUUUUUCCUGAUUGAAUGGACUAUUUAACUAAUAAAAGGGAUGCUCUCUUUUA
Micropterus salmoides (largemouth bass) is the source of this 1996-nucleotide messenger RNA. RefSeq names its product family with sequence similarity 210 member B (gene mims2). The transcript has 3 exons. Lineage: Eukaryota; Metazoa; Chordata; Actinopteri; Centrarchiformes; Centrarchidae. Gene Ontology annotation, cellular component: mitochondrion. The record is from RefSeq and is a predicted model, not a curated record. The coding region runs from base 182 to 1144 and encodes 320 amino acids.